AUGGCCCCAGACGACAUACUUUACUACCUAGCAAAAAAUGGUAUCCGCGAACCACGAGUCAUCGCCAGGCUGUCCCAAACAUGCCGCCAUGUUUCGAAGCUCUUGGAUCCUUUACUUUACCGAGCUGAUGUAAUGGAAACCAAGCAAAAACUUGCCGAAAGCGCCUCCGAAUUUCCAUUUCCAUACAGUAGAAAUGAAGAAGAUUCCUUUCUAAACUGGGCUCCUGUCGACGGCCAGCAGUGGCUCAUGUAUCCUCUAAUGACGGUGAAGAAAAUCCCGGCUCUCCACUGGGCGAUUGAUCAUAAAGAUAAAGAGCUAGGCCUCACGGUAACCCGGAAAUCCAUCAAAUCGGCAUUGAAGUAUUGGCCAAGCUACCUCCAAGUUUGCUGCGGAGGGGUUGGCCAGUACAUGGAUGGUAUGGCACCACUUCACUUAGCGGCGAUAUCCGGCAAUGAAGAGAUAUUUCAGGAGGUGAUGAAGGCCAGUUCUAUCGUGGAUAUGCGGGUCUACCUCGAAUCUAACUUCAGAAAACACAUUGGUGAUUCAACCUUAUCCGAGACUGCAUGGUCUUUUGUUGAACAACGCAGCGACAUUAGCCACUCCCACAUGGUAGUUAACCCUUUGGGCCUGGCCAUCCUCUAUGGACACAUCCACAUUGCGGAGACUCUAGCUCGGGUUACGCAGGAUCUAGUGGAAGAGAUAUGUGAAAGCGAUGCCGAUCUGAUGUCGCCGCUGAAGAUGGCAGUUUUACAUAAGAUGCUCUCGGUGGUUAAAAUCUUGGAAUCCCGUGGAUACAGAAGCGGUUUGGGAGAUAUAUACUUCUGUAACAAUGAAAUCUCCCGAAUUGCGGCUGCCAACGAUGGCAAUGAAGAGAUGCUGCGACAUCUACUACGCAACAGAGAGGGCGACCAUGAACAAGACUCUUUCGAUGCUUUUGAAUUGGCUUUGGAACUUCACUGCAAGUCCAACCUCCUGUUCAUAGCCGAACACCGCCCGCCUAUAGACAAACCAUUUGUUUUCCUGCUGUAUAUCAAGAGGUUGAUACAGACGGAUGAUUUUCUUCCUGUCGUCAAAGCCCUACUUGGAGCCGAGCCAAUCUUGUGUCGCCAUAUAUCCAAGAAGAUCGAAACUUACCUUUACGAUCAUAGGGGGGAAGGUAUUUGGGCAGGUCGAGGAGUUAUGAUCCAAGACUACCUGCUCAAUCAUCCUGAUAUCUUAUACUCAGGAGUCAUCCUAACAUUUCUUCUGGAGGACCAAAAGGUUAGGAAAGAAUACCGCCAAAGUAUUAAAACGCUACCUAAGCAUCAACAAGAAUUUGUCGCUAGGUUAGACCAAGAGAUAUGCGGUAAGAAUAAAAGCCGGGAUUGGAGACAUACAUACCUAGACGUUGGAGACUCCACGUUGCUCGAGUACUAA
Molecule: messenger RNA, 1416 nt
Organism: Annulohypoxylon maeteangense
Lineage: Eukaryota; Fungi; Ascomycota; Sordariomycetes; Xylariales; Hypoxylaceae
Exons: 1
Coding region: 1-1416 (471 amino acids)
Molecular function (GO): protein binding
Source: RefSeq, a predicted model, not a curated record